UGCAGAUUAUGGCCCAGGGGAAGGGUCCGCAACCACAGGUUAAUAAACUGGACAACAUGCUGGGCAGUCUUCAGUCUGACCUCCACAAGCUGGGAGUGCAGACGGUUGCUAAGGGAGUGUGUGGCGCCUGCUGCAAACCCAUUGUUGGCCAGGUGGUAACUGCUAUGGGGCGCACAUGGCAUCCAGAGCAUUUUGUGUGCACACACUGCCAGGAGGAGAUUGGUUCCAGAAACUUCUUUGAGAGGGAAGGACAGCCAUACUGCGAGAGAGAUUACCAUCAUUUAUUCUCUCCGCGCUGCUACUACUGUAACGGACCCAUACUGGAUAAAGUGGUGACAGCGUUAGAUAGAACGUGGCAUCCCGAGCACUUUUUCUGUGCUCAGUGUGGGGCGUUCUUCGGUUCUGAAGGAUUUCAUGAGAAAGAUGGAAAGGCGUACUGUCGUAAAGACUACUUCGAUCUCUUUGCUCCUAAAUGUGGAGGCUGUGCUCGUGCCAUCCUGGAGAAUUACAUCUCUGCCCUGAGUGCCCUCUGGCAUCCAGAGUGUUUUGUGUGCAGGGUGUGA
Molecule: messenger RNA, 563 nt
Organism: Sinocyclocheilus anshuiensis
Lineage: Eukaryota; Metazoa; Chordata; Actinopteri; Cypriniformes; Cyprinidae
Product: paxillin-like
Exons: 7
Coding region: 9-563 (184 amino acids)
Biological process (GO): endothelial cell migration; transforming growth factor beta receptor signaling pathway; substrate adhesion-dependent cell spreading
Source: RefSeq, a predicted model, not a curated record